AUGGUACCAAAAACAAAUUUAGUAAUUUUCGUAGCUAUAGUAGCUGUUAUGUUACUUGGUUGCAAUGGUACUAUAACACGAACAACACAAACAACAACUCUCUUUAGAGAUGGUAUUACCACGGAAGAAUAUUCCAAUGGACAAUUUACCUCAUCGUCAGAAGCGUCAAAAAUACGAAUUCGUCGUCGAAGUGAAUGUCCGUGGUGGGUACC
This is a messenger RNA of Didymodactylos carnosus, 212 nucleotides long. The record is from the annotation of a GenBank genome assembly. NCBI's taxonomy places the organism in Eukaryota, Metazoa, Rotifera, Eurotatoria, Philodinida, Philodinidae.